AUAAGAACGAAGUUUUGUAAUGAAAACGAAGGUAGGUCUAGGUGAGAAAGAUGCGGUAUCAGAGAAGUUUUUGGAGCGUAGUAUGAAUGAGUAGGAAAUGAGGUUAGCAUGAUGAUAGGUUGGCAUGUUGAAUAAAGUAUUACUCCUUCUUAACAGGGACGGUUGAAUCAGGAGAUCAGCUGAGAUGGCGGAAGACGUAGCUGAUGGUGUGGGAAACAAGCUGAUGAUCGAUGACUUGGUUGCGCAGAGCAACAUUCCCAAGGUUGAGACCUUUCUGUUUAAAGCGGAGCGGGUCUCUGAUUGGAUGGAACUGGUUGAGCAGGCAAUGGUAGGUGUAGCAGAUGCAGUGAAGUUCCAAUGCAUUAUGAAGUACGUAUACCAUGGACUUCACAAGGAAGUGAACAAGGUCAUAGCGGCAGCGAAUGACAGUUGGGUGAGGUUCAAGGAUGGUAUGCAAAGGAAGUUCAAAUUGGGGAAUGGUCUGCUGACGACAGCGGGCUUGGAGGCAAUGAACAGGGACGAUUUCACCACCGUCGGGGCUCUUGCUGAAGAAUUCAAGAAGAAGGUCCACCAAUUCCAGAUGCGCGUUCACAAGCAAAAGCGGAAGGAGCGUGAUGCGACCGCUACGGAGACUCCAGGAGUAAAGCGAAUCAUCACGGAUGUGCUUGCGGAGCUGGGCUAUGGAAAGGACCCCGUAGUGCCGAAAAAGGUGGUGACCACGGUUCAGGGAAAAGGAAAGGAAUCGAUAGUGGAGGAGGUUGCCCAGGAAGAAUGGGACGAGGAGUCAGUGCCCCAACACCUUCUAAAGGCGCAGGGGCCUUCCGAUGAGUUAUCCAUUGGGAAGGUCAUCCUGGAGCCAGAGGAGGCAAGGACGAAAAGGGAGGCAGAAAAGGAGGCCUUUGAGUUCAAGACGCCUACAGAGCUUGCCAGUCAGCCUAUAGCCUCUCAAGAGUCAGUAGCGGAGUCCUUGCCAGUGUCAGCCGAAGAAAGUGAGUCUGCUCAGGGAUCAACAAAAGGGUCUAUGGAUGUGCUCUUGGAAGCACUCGGCACUAUGCAGGAGGGGGUGAGUACACCUAUACCCGACCGAAGGGUGGAGGCAGUUCGUGAGGAGGUGUCAAUGGUCCUGACGGGAGAGAUGCAUGAGAGCAGACCUCAGAGGUUAGAUACCCCCGAGUACGUCCCAUAGAUAGGCGAAUUGAGGAGUGGACUGGAUCUUGGGCUACCGGAUCUAGUUCUAGGGGUCA
Messenger RNA from Chara braunii, 1244 nucleotides. The record is from the annotation of a GenBank genome assembly. NCBI's taxonomy places the organism in Eukaryota, Viridiplantae, Streptophyta, Charophyceae, Charales, Characeae.